This is a messenger RNA of Thunnus maccoyii (southern bluefin tuna), 4405 nucleotides long. RefSeq names its product protein NLRC3-like. The coding region runs from base 254 to 3688 and encodes 1144 amino acids. The transcript has 14 exons. The record is from RefSeq and is a predicted model, not a curated record. NCBI's taxonomy places the organism in Eukaryota, Metazoa, Chordata, Actinopteri, Scombriformes, Scombridae. Gene Ontology annotation, molecular function: protein binding.
UAAUUUCGUUGUUACAGCUACUGCUCUCCCUUAUUUUCUUUUCCUCCAUUCGGUCAAACAACAUGAGCAGAGAAAAGGGAUGGCAGUAAAGCAACCAGUAGGAUGGCAGCUGCUGUGAUAAUAACAGGAAGAGGAAGAAGACUUCCUGCUGGUCACACGGUCUUCAAUUCACUGGAGCUCCAUCUACUAUUAAAGGGAAACAUCUCUGUCACUUGAUGUGGAUGUAAAGUCACCACCAGGUUUACAUUUUACAAUGAGUGAGCCUGAGGAGAAGGAGGAGGGAGUCACAUCCUCUAACACCAGUCUGUCUGAAGAACAUGACAGCAAGACCGAACCAGAGAGGGAGGAGCAGCAGAGACCAGACUCUCCUGCACCAAGCGGUGUGUCCAUGAAGAGCAGCUGGUCUAUGGAGCCUGUUGCUGUUUUUAAAGAACAUGGUCCUGAUACAGAGAUGGAGCAGCAGAGACCAGACUCUCCUGCACCAAGCUGUGUUUCCAUGAAGAGCAGCUGGUCUAUGGAGCCUGUUGCUGUUUUUAAAGAACAUGGUCCUGAUACAAAGAUGGAGCAGCAGAGACCAGACUCUCCUGCACCAAGCGGUGUGUCCAUGAAGAGCAGCUGGUCUAUGGAGCCUGUUGCUGUUUUUAAAGAACAUGGUCCUGAUACAAAAGGUCCUCUGGAGACAUCAGAGGUCUCCACUGGUCAUCAAACACACCUGGACUCCAUAUUUAUGCUUCUGGAGCGGAACAUCAUCACUUUUGUAAAGGACGAGCUAAAGAGGUGCCAGAAAGUUCUGAGUCCAGAUUACCCAGAAUGCUUAGAGAGGAAAAAGGAGGAUGAAGACGUGGUGCACAGUGAGGAGGAAGAGCAGAGGAGGAGCAGCAGAGAGGCAUUUCUGAAGAUCACACUGCAGUUCCUGAGGAGAUUGAAGCAGGAGAAGAUGGCUGACUGUCUGCAAAGCAGAACUCAUGCUGCAGUGUGCCAACAUAAACUCAAAUCUAAUCUGAAGGAGAAGUUUCAGUGUGUGUUUGAGGGGAUUGCCAAAGCAGGAAACCCAACCCUUCUGAAUCAGAUCUACACAGAGCUCUACAUCACAGAGGGAGGGACUGCAGAAGUCAAUGAUGAACAUGAGGUCAGACAGAUUGAAACAGCAUUAAGGAAAGCAGACAGACCAGAAACAACAAUCAGGCAAGAAGACAUCUUUAAAGCCUCACCAGGAAGAGAUAAACCAAUCAGAACAGUGAUAACAAAAGGAGUGGCUGGCAUUGGAAAAACAGUCUUAACACAGAAGUUCACUCUGGACUGGGCUGAAGACAAAGCCAAUCAGGACAUACUGUUCACAUUUCCAUUCACAUUCAGAGAGCUGAAUGUGCUGAAAGAGAAAAAGUACAGCUUGGUAGAACUUGUUCAUCACUUUUUUACCGAAACUAAAGAAGCAGGAAUCUGCAGGUUUGAAGAGUUCCAGGUUGUGUUCAUCCUUGAUGGUCUAGAUGAGUGUCGACUUCCUCUGGACUUCCACAACAAUGAGAUCCUGACUGAUGUUAGAGAGUCCACUUCAGUGGAUGUGCUGCUGACAAACCUCAUCAGGGGGAAACUGCUUCCCUCUGCUCGCCUCUGGAUAACCACACGACCUGCAGCAGCCAAUCAGAUCCCUCCUGAGUGUGUUGGCUUGGUGACAGAAGUCAGAGGUUUCACUGACCCACAGAAGGAGCAGUAUUUCAGGAAGAGAUUCAGAGAUGGGGAGCAGGCCAGCAGCAUCGUCUCCCACAUAAAGACAUCACGAAGCCUCCACAUCAUGUGCUACAUCCCAGUCUUCUGCUGGAUCACUGCUACGGUUCUGGAGGAAGUGUUGAAAAGCAGAGAGGGAGGACAGCUGCCCAAAACCCUGACUGAGAUGUACAUCCACUUCCUGGUGGUUCAGUCCAAACUGAAGAACAUCAAGUAUGAUGGAGGAGCUGAGACAGAUCCACACUGGACUCCAGAGACCAGAAAGAUGAUUGAGUCUCUGGGAAAACUAGCUUUUGAACAGCUGCAGAAAGGCAAUCUGAUCUUCUAUGAAUCAGACCUGACAGAGUGUGGCAUCAAUAUCAGAGCAGCCUCAGUGUACUCAGGAGUUUUCACACAAAUCUUUCAAGAGGAGAUAGGGCUGUACCAGGACAAGGUGUUCUGCUUCAUCCAUCUGAGUAUUCAGGAGUUCCUGGCUGCUCUUCAUGUCCAUCUGACAUUCAUGAAGUCUGGUGUCAAUCUACUGGCAGAAGAACAAUCAACCUCCCUGUGGUCUAAACUGUUUGGAAACAAACCUGGACUAUCAGGUUUCUACCAAUGUGCUGUGGACGAGACCCUGAAGACUCCAAAUGGACACCUGGACUUGUUCCUGCGCUUCCUCCUGGGUCUUUCACUGCAGACCAAUCAGACUCUCCUACGAGGCCUGCUGACACAGACAAGAAGCAGCCCACAGACCAAUCAGGACACAAUCCAGUACAUCAAGAAGAAGAUCAAUGAGAAUCCCUGUCCCGAGAAAAGCAUCAGUCUCUUCCACAGUCUGAAUGAGCUGAAGGAUCACUCUCUAGUGGAGGAGAUCCAACAGCACCUGAGUUCAGGAAGUCUCCCCACAGAUGAACUGUCUCCUGCUCAGUGGUCAGCUUUGGUCUUCAUCUUACUGUCAUCAGAAGACGAUCUGGACGUGUUUGACCUGAAGAAAUACUCUGCUUCAGAGGAGGUUCUUCUGAGGCUGCUGCCAGUGGUCAAAGCCUCCAGUAAAGCUCUGCUGAGUUGCUGUAACCUCUCAGAGAGAAGUUGUGAAGCUCUGGCGUCAGUUCUCAGCUCCCAGUCCUCUAGUCUGAGAGAGCUGGAUAUCAGUAACAAUGACCUGCAGGAUUCAGGAGUGAAGCUGCUCUGCAGUGGACUGGAGAGUCCGCACUGUACACUGGAAACUCUCAGGCUGUCUGGCUGCCUGAUCACAAAGAAAGGCUGUGCAUCCCUGGCCUCAGCUCUGAGCUCCAACUCCUCCCAUCUGAGGGAGCUGGAUCUGAGUUACAAUCAUAUAGGAGACUCAGGAGAGAAGAUGUUGUCUCCUGGACUGGAGGAUCCAAACUGGAGACUGGAUACUCUCAGGUUGGACCAUCGUGGAUCACAGUCAAUGAAGCCUGGUCUGAGGAAGUAUGCCCAUGAACUCACCCUGGACCCAAACACAGCACACAGAAAACUCCUACUGUCUGACCACAACAGAAAGGUGACCAUAGGGAGAGAGAAGCAGUCAUAUCCUGAUGAUCCAGAGAGAUUUGACUACUGGAAACAGAUUCUGUGUACAGAUGGUCUGACUGGUCGCUGUUACUGGGAGGUUGAGUGGGAAGGACAUGUUUAUAUAGCAGUGACUUACAGAGGAAUCAAGAGGAGAGGAGAAGGUGAUGACUGCUGUCUUGGAAAGAACAGUCAGUCAUGGAGUCUGGGCUGCACUGAUGAAGGUUACUCCAGCCUGCACAGUAUCAGAACAUUCCUCCGUAUCCCCCCCUCCAAAAGAGUAGGAGUGUACCUGGACUGGCCUGCUGGCACUCUGUCCUUCUACAGUGUCUCCUCUGACAAGCUUAUCCACCUUCACACCUUCCAAACCACAUUUACUGAGCCGGUCUACCCUGCUUUCAGAGUUAAGACUGAACCGUUUAACUCGUCAUUGUCUUUGUGUGAGACAUAGUAACACACUGACUUUUUUGUUGAAGCCCAUAAUUUAAAAAAAUGUGGGCUUUUUUAUUAUUGUUGCAAAGUGAACUCACUCCAGGCCUGCUGUUUCCUGUCCAGAUCAUGCUAAAUACAGUUUAUUGGAGAUUCCAGCAGCAGCCGAAAGAAAAUCGGGGAUGCAGCCUUUGUCAGUUAUGCCCCAAAACUAUAGAAAAAACUAGCGAUAGAUAUCAGGGAAGCCAGCUUGCUAGAUACUUUUAAAAGAAAGCUAAAAACUUAUCUCUUUACUUCAGCAUCAGUAUUUAAGCUAGCUAACCAAGCUGGCUGACUUAGCCAACAGUGUCUUCAAUUCUCGGUGUCAAGCUUCAUCUCCUUCAACUCAUCUAUAAUCUAUGGCUCCACUCACCUCCCCAUCUGGCUGUGUCAGCUAAACCAGUCUUUCUGCAAAGUUUUCACAGUUGGAAGGUAGAAUCUCCACGCUUCACCAGAUCCAUGAAGCUGAGAACAGGAAGGCUGGAAGGCUCUCACCUGUUAUUAACCAACAUUGAACUGACCUUCCACAAUCUGUUAGAUCUGCCAAAUCCUUGGACUGUUUUAAACAAUGCCUCAAAACCCAUUUAUAUGGGCAAGCCUUUCUAUAGACCUCCCUUCUUGUUCCCAUGUCCUGUUUUAUUUAAUUUUGAUUGAUUUCUAACUGUUGUGUUUGUCUAUUUUAUUAAUCUAUCUGUUUCAA